UCUUAGAACCUCAAACCUCGACAGUAGACACUUACGGGACAACGGUUGUACCCACGUCCUUCGAAAAAUGGCAGCCGCCGCCGUCCUCCUUCGCGCUGCCCUUCGCCGGAGCCGCAUCGUCGCGCCAGCUCUGCUCCGCCCCCGCACCCUUCCACCCUCUCCGAUACCCCUGCCUUCACCUCCUUUCGGCCAUGCUUUACCACGACUCCAACGCCUUCCGUUCUCCGCCGACUUCGGUUACUGCACCGCUGCCGUCGAGCCGGAGGCCCCCGCGAGACACAAGGUCAAGAUCAGGAAGAGCCCCAUGAAGCAGUCCCGCGUCGACUUCACCAAGGUGGACGCCGCGCUUCUCCCCACCAUCAUCCUCGUCGGCCGUCCCAACGUCGGCAAGUCCGCGCUCUUCAACCGACUAAUACGGAGGAGGGAGGCAUUGGUGUAUAAUACACCUGGGGACCAUGUCACACGUGACAUCCGAGAAGGCAUUGCCAAGCUUGGAGAUCUCCGCUUCCGCGUGCUUGACUCAGCUGGACUCGAGACUGCGGCAACAUCUGGGAGCAUUCUCGCUCGGACAGCUGACAUGACAGGAAAUGUGUUGGUCAGAUCUCAAUUUGCCAUUUUCUUGAUUGAUGUGAGGGAUGGCCUACAACCACUGGAUCUUGAGGUUGGGCAAUGGCUGCGAAAACAUGCAUCUGGGAUACAUACUAUUGUUGCAAUGAACAAGUCCGAAUCACUUGAUGAGCAUGGAGUGUUGACCUCGGCUGCUGGUGAAGCCCACAGGUUGGGUUUUGGUGACCCAGUUGCAAUAUCUGCCGAGACAGGUCUGGGGAUGGCAGAGCUUUAUGAGAUACUGAGGCCAUUGUUUGAGGAAUACAUGUUUCAGCUUCCAAACAAUGGACUAAAUCAAGAUGACCCUACCUCCGAGGCGGAGGCCAAUGAAGGAGAUGAAAGCAAGUUACCUUUGCAGUUAGCAAUUGUGGGACGUCCUAAUGUUGGAAAGUCUACCCUGCUUAAUGCUUUGCUGCAAGAACAAAGAGUUCUGGUUGGUCCUGAGGCAGGCUUAACAAGGGACUCUAUUCGGGCCGAGUUUCAAUUUGACAACAGAAGUGUAUAUUUGGUGGAUACUGCCGGUUGGAUGGAAAGAUCAGGGAAGGAGAAGGGACCAUCAUCGCUUAGUGUGGUACAAUCAAGAAAGAACCUGAUGAGAGCUCACAUUGUAGCUCUUGUGCUUGAUGCAGAGAAGAUUGCAAAUUCUAAGAGUAGCAUGAACCAUCCAGAAGUUGUGAUAGCACGACAAGCAAUAGAAGAAGGCCGUGGACUUGUUGUGGUUGUCAAUAAAAUGGACCUCCUUAGAGAAAACCAACGACUGUUAGACAAAGUGAUAGAUGCUGUUCCUAAAGAAAUCCAGACAGUUAUUCCACAGGUUACAGGAAUACCAGUUGUGUUCGUGUCAGCAUUGGAGGGCAGGGGGCGGGUUGCUGUUAUGCACCAGGUUAUAGAUACUUAUGAGAAAUGGUGUUUUAGAUUGUCAACUUCGCGCCUAAAUCGUUGGUUGCGUAAGGUUAUGAGUAGGCAUUCAUGGAAAGAUUCAGCCACACAGCCAAAGGUUAAGUACUUCACUCAGGUGAAAGCACGGCCACCAACAUUUGUCGCCUUUAUGACUGGGAAGUCUCAGCUAUCUGACACAGAUACCAGGUUCCUGACAAAAUCUCUCAAGGAAGAUUUCAACAUUGGGGGAAUACCGAUCCGAAUUUUGCAGCGUUCUAUUCCAAGAAAAGCAGUUGCCAAGAGCAAUAUCAAGAAGAGAGGGUCUACGAUAAUCAGGAUGAAAACAGACAAAAGAACAGAAGUGUCCGAUCCCUCUCAGUCAUAGUUUCAUAGAGGAGACUGGUAUAAGUCAUGAGUUGUUUUUGUACUAGAUGCUUUCGUUGGAGGUAUAUAUGCAGAGCAAAUCCUCACCAAAAGCAGUGGAAACAGAAAACUGCUGCCUUUCAAGCCAAACGUGUGGACAGAAGGAAAGAAAGAACUUCGUUGUCCACAGAAGUGAUCAUAGACAUAAGCAGUUUACGUGGUUUGUUUAAAACUGAGGAUGAAUGCAAAAAAAACAAGCUCCACACUUCAUAUUUACAAGGGGCGGGCAUUUUCUCUGAGCAUCGGGAAGAGCUUACCUCCAAUCUAUGAAGUAUGAGCGAAGGCAAAACUUUUCAACAUGCUAGCGAAACAAGGCGGUACAUGGAGCGUCAAGUUAUCCUAAAUUUACCUGACAAGAACAUAUUCCCCUUCUUGUAUUCUCCUAUGUAUAUCGCAAUAUAAUAGGCGAGAGAAUGCUCUGACAAGUAUGAAAUGCUAUUGAUACCUCUCAGACUACCUGUUACGUGUGUUCACAGAGUAGUGAACCUGUGAAUGUGCUGAUGAUGUAAAAAUUCCCAGCUUGAUCCGAUAGCAAUGCUUUUGAGGUGCACAAACAUGUGUGAAGCUGUUCUGUAAUUUCCUUUUCUUCCCCAAACUCAAUUCUGGGAACUUCCAUCAUUCCUUUUGAAUUAACUUCCGCCGAUAGAUGUUUCUCUACC
Molecule: messenger RNA, 2567 nt
Organism: Brachypodium distachyon (stiff brome)
Lineage: Eukaryota; Viridiplantae; Streptophyta; Magnoliopsida; Poales; Poaceae
Product: GTPase Der
Exons: 9
Coding region: 68-1870 (600 amino acids)
Molecular function (GO): GTP binding
Source: RefSeq, a predicted model, not a curated record